This is a messenger RNA of Phalaenopsis equestris, 533 nucleotides long. Its product is annotated as probable WRKY transcription factor 75. The record is from RefSeq and is a predicted model, not a curated record. Gene Ontology annotation, molecular function: DNA-binding transcription factor activity; sequence-specific DNA binding. The transcript is spliced from 2 exons. Lineage: Eukaryota; Viridiplantae; Streptophyta; Magnoliopsida; Asparagales; Orchidaceae. The coding region runs from base 21 to 533 and encodes 170 amino acids. Gene Ontology annotation, biological process: regulation of DNA-templated transcription.
CCUUCCCUUCCCUUCUCUGCAUGCUGACCAUGAACAAGCAAGAAGAUAUCUUCACCAGAAACUAUCUGCUUCCUAACUUCACUGAUGGCUUCUUCUUGCAUGAGAAUUCUAGCAGUGAUUAUGCUCUCGGGGGAGUGGAGGAGGAUCAUAAGAAGAAAAUAAUUGAAGAGGGAAGAAAGGAGAGGGAAGGAAAUAUGAUUCUGAGCGUUGGGGGGAAGAAGAAGAAGAAAGGGGAAAAGAAGGUGAAGCGGCCGAGGUUUGCUUUUCAGACCAGGAGUCAGGUUGAUAUUCUCGACGAUGGUUACCGUUGGAGGAAGUAUGGCCAGAAAGCCGUAAAAAAUAAUAAGUUUCCCAGAAGUUAUUACCGUUGCACGCACCAAGGAUGCAGUGUGAAGAAACAAGUUCAGAGACUAUCAAAAGAUGAAGGAAUUGUGGUUACGACAUAUGAGGGGAUGCAUACACAUCCUACUGAGAAAAACUCCGAUAACUUUGAGCAGAUUUUGAGCCAAAUGAAAAUCUACUCUAGACCUUGA